AUCAGCUGGGCCGAGGCAGCUUGCACAUAGCGGUGCAGAUCGCUGCCAUUGAACACCCAUGCAUCGCUGCGAACCUUUGAUCUACAGAAACGCAAGAACCCUCCCCGCAACCCAUCUGUGUCAGAUAACAACGAUGAUGAUGAUGACGACGACGGUCAGGAUAUGGCAUUCGAGGAACGUGGUCGAAAACACCCCCUUUCUUCCGGCGACAAGCGAGUAGACUCGUCGUUGACGCUCCUCACCAAGCGCUUCGUCGAGUGCCUCCGGCGUUCUGAAGACGGAGUCCUGGACCUCAACAAGGCAGCAGGGUUUUUGGGAGUGCAAAAGCGCAGAAUCUACGACAUCACCAAUGUGCUCGAAGGCAUCUCGCUUGUCGAGAAGAAUCUCAAGAAUCAGGUCAAGUGGAGGGAUCCGCCCGCCAGCCCUUCUGAUCUCGACGAUGGGCCAGAAAUUGAGGCUUAUCGCCAGCUCAAGAUAGAGGAGGAGGAACUGACAAAGCACCUGGCCCAAAUCGAAGUCACGAGACAGGAGUCGGAGCAGGAGCUGCAGGAUCUGUUCUCGACCCUCAACUCGCCCUUCCUCUACGUCACACCCUCCGACCUCAACAGCCUUGAGUACCUGCGCGGCAGCAUCAUGAUAGCAGUCAAAGCCCCCCCUGGAACCCGUCUCGAGGUCCCAGAUCCCGAAGAGGCCGUCGACCCCGCGCACAAGUAUCAGGUCUACCUCAAGAGCGAAGGCGGCCCGAUCGACAUCAUCCCUGUAUACGACCAGCAUUUUUCGUCGGAGGAGUGGUAGGAGCGUGGGCCCUCGAUAACCGCACAGCGAAGGUGCCAUCCUGCCAUUGCCCAGUUUCGCCGCCAGCGGCAGUUCUGUCAUGACUCAAGCCUACCCAGCAGAGCGACCCUGGUAGCGACGCCGCUUCUAUCGAUUGCGAUUCCACGAUCCAGCCGCAUUUCUUUGUAUUUAAUUAUCUCGCUUUACCGAAUACAUUUCUGAUCCGUUUUGUAUGUACUGCUUCGAGCCGCCGCAGUGCUUGUGAGGUUCUGGGACACCAUUUUGGGUCGGUCCUGGAUACACCCCCAUCCAUCCAACAGGCCAGCAUAAUGCUACGAGGC
Messenger RNA from Polychytrium aggregatum, 1115 nucleotides. RefSeq names its product transcription factor E2F1. NCBI's taxonomy places the organism in Eukaryota, Fungi, Chytridiomycota, Chytridiomycetes, Polychytriales. Gene Ontology annotation, biological process: regulation of transcription by RNA polymerase II. Gene Ontology annotation, cellular component: RNA polymerase II transcription regulator complex. The coding region runs from base 163 to 795 and encodes 210 amino acids. The record is from RefSeq and is a predicted model, not a curated record. Gene Ontology annotation, molecular function: DNA-binding transcription factor activity, RNA polymerase II-specific; protein dimerization activity; RNA polymerase II cis-regulatory region sequence-specific DNA binding. The transcript has 5 exons.